Molecule: messenger RNA, 642 nt
Organism: Aspergillus fijiensis CBS 313.89
Lineage: Eukaryota; Fungi; Ascomycota; Eurotiomycetes; Eurotiales; Aspergillaceae
Exons: 2
Coding region: 1-642 (213 amino acids)
Source: RefSeq, a predicted model, not a curated record
AUGUUGCCACCAGAGGAACGGAGACAGCAGCAGGCGGUGGUAGAAUCCGUGCCCUCGGACAUGGAUGGUUACAGCGACUUGAAAUGCGAGAUUUGUCACCAGCACCAACAUCCGGUUCAGGGCACUUUAUUCUGGCGGUGCUCGAGGUGUGGCGGGAUGCACCAUGACGAAUGCGUCGUUUUGCAGCCAGAAUUCGACGCCAAUGGUCUUCCCACCAAAUUUGGCUGCACCAAAUGCAGAACCCCUUGGUUUCUGCGCAGCGAGCUUUGUUGCACUGGGGAUUGCGGCGAAGAGAACGGGCCCGAGGGGGCCGAUGUGGACGAAAGUCUUGAUCUGCCGGAGCAGCGUCAACCACCCGUCGCCCCAGAGCAAGCUCAGCCGAGACUGGAGAAGCGAGAUGCCCGUACCCUAGUGGCAUCGCUCGUGGCGCCUCGGUCGCUGAGCACCGUCUACACCCUGAUCGGGGUGGUGAGCUCGGUCGGCAUGUUGAUCGCGGGCCCUCUUCUCGCGGGCAUGUUCCACCUGGGAAUGGUGCUUGGCGACCUCUGGGUGGGUCUGCCAUUCUUGGUUGCAGCCGGGUUUUACGCGCUGGUGCUUGCUGUGAUCUCUGCGGUUAGGGUUGGGGCUGUGGAAAGGGAAUGA